This is a messenger RNA of Arachis stenosperma, 932 nucleotides long. RefSeq lists its product as uncharacterized. Bases 197 to 703 code for a protein of 168 amino acids. NCBI's taxonomy places the organism in Eukaryota, Viridiplantae, Streptophyta, Magnoliopsida, Fabales, Fabaceae. The record is from RefSeq and is a predicted model, not a curated record. The transcript has 2 exons.
UAUACAUGCAUGCCCUACAAAAAAAUAAGCAGUCGAAGAGAGAGCAGAGAGGAUGAAAUGCCUACACUUUCCCUAAUUUUUGAGCACCAUUGUUGUUCCAUCACAUUCAUUGGUACCUCUCUAAAUUAAUUGGUUGCCUCUACUCUUACGUUGUUCUUGUGUGACGACACAAAAACAUAAAUAAAAAGGAGAUAGAAUGGGAGGUUGUGCCACUAAGCCCAAAGUAUCAAAGGAAGAUGCAGAGGCAAAGGCAAAGAAAGCACCUGAGCCUGAACCUGAACCUGAACCUGAAUCUCAACCAGAGGCCAUGGAGAAGAAGAUUGUGAUGGUAGUUGAUGAUGACGAUGAUGAUCAUGAUGACCAAUCCAACAAGCGACCUUCUCUCAGCUUGUUGUUCAAGCAGAAUGAAGAUGCAAAGGUUUCCACAGAAAAUGAGAAACAUGCAGUGGAGGAGACAGCGAAAGAAGAAACCAAAGAAGCAGUGAAAAUCAAUGAAGAGGAGACGGCAAAAGAAGAUGCGAUACCUUUAAAAAAAACAGAAGAAAGUAAUGAAAGCAGUGAAGCAGUGAAAGUAGGAGAAGAACAAUUUGAAGAAGAAGUUGGUGUUGCUGUGGCUGAAGAGAAGGUAAUUGAGAUUGAUGCAACCGUAACAGAUUAUCAUCAUCAUCACGCAACAGAUGUUGCUACCACUCACAUUCAUUAGAACACCAAGUCAUCAUGUAUGUUUCAAUUUUUUUUUUUUCUAAUUAAGUGUGUUGUGUACUCUGCGUUGUUGAUUUAUAUUUGUGGACUGACCGUGUCAGAUCAAACUAAAAUCACAAUGUAAAUUGUAACCGGGAAGUCCAUCGACGUUCAUGUCAAUGCAAAACUAUCUGCAAAUUUAAAUACUAAUAUGCAAACAGUGUAAGCAAAUUGAUUUUUACAUUAAAGAC